Messenger RNA from Hordeum vulgare subsp. vulgare (domesticated barley), 2172 nucleotides. RefSeq lists its product as uncharacterized. Bases 44 to 973 code for a protein of 309 amino acids. The record is from RefSeq and is a predicted model, not a curated record. NCBI's taxonomy places the organism in Eukaryota, Viridiplantae, Streptophyta, Magnoliopsida, Poales, Poaceae. The transcript has 4 exons. Gene Ontology annotation, molecular function: protein binding.
CCCACUGCACACAUCCCCAUCGCAUCGCGUCAUUGAGGCCGAGAUGAGCAGCCGCCGCCGCUCGUCGUCGGCGGCGCCGCUGGAGGACGAAAACCUACUCCCUGAGAUCCUCCUCCGCCUCCCGCCGCAACCAUCCUCCCUCCCACGCGCCUCCCUCGUCUGCAAGCGCUGGCGCAGCGUCGCCUCCGACCCCGGCUUCCUCCGCCGCUUCCGCAUCCACCACCGCCGCAGCCCUCCCCUCCUCGGCUGCUUCGUCCAGGACGAUGAGCAUCACGCCAUCUCCUUCCUACCUACAUCGGAGCCCCCCAACCGUGUCCCGCCCGGCCGUUUCUCCUUGCAGUUCAAACCCGGCAGCCGAUUCACGCUACUCGACUGCCGCCAUGGACUCGUACUCGUACUCAUGUCCCACGAGAUGCGCCACCAGUUCGUCGUCUGGGACCCCGUCACCGGCGACAAGCGCCGCCUAUCCUAUCCCCCUCGGUUCGAUCCGAGGACGACCCUCGUCAACGGGGCGGUGCUUCGUGCUGCGGGGGACGCCCAACACUUCCAGAGCCUAGCUGUUAUACCGAUGCCAAAUGUGAAUAGAGAUCACUUCAUCAAAUUUAUAAGGGCAGAUAGUGGUGGUCUGGGUUUCCUCGACAUGUCAAGCUUCACCGUGCAGUUAUGGGAGCGGACCACCGAUUGCAAUGGUGUUGCUCCGUGGAGGUUGAGAAGAACUAUUGAACUGGCCAAAUUACUUCCCCUGAAUCCAAAGAAGGACAACAUAAUGAUAGAAGCGUUUGCUGAGGAAAAUAAUAUGGUGUUCCUGUCGACAUUGAACAACAUCUAUGUGCUCCAUCUUCAGUCAUUGGAGUUGAAAAAAAUACCCAAAACCGACAGCGGAUCUCGGUACCAUCCAUACGAAAGUGUCUAUAAUGCAGAUGUUGGCGGGGAACAUGGUCGAGCUGAACUUUUUGCACAAUGCAUAGGAUGACCGGCUGGUCUGAUACGCUAUCAUGAUGUAUUGGUUGAUCAGGAGGAGAUGAUCUGGAGGAAACACAUCUCCUUCAACCUCCCGUAGGACGAUCUUAUCAUGGACAAGGACAUGAACUCUUGUGAGAGAUCCCGAAAGGAGCUUAGAUUUGUCGUUGUCGCAUUCCAGACUGGAGUAUCACCAAAGAACUAGCCAGGGAUAGGGAUGCUUGGAAGCUAGCUAUCCAUGUGCCAGAACUAUGAGUUGGUUGUGAGAUUUUAGGGGUCUCAGCUCUAGCCUACCCCAACUUGUUUGGGAUUAAAGGCUUUGUUGUUAUUGUUGAUACCACAUGAAGAUUUUAAUUUUUAGUGGAAUCUUCACCUUCCAAAUUUUCUUGCUACUACUCAUCGGUACCUCAGAAUGCGUGAGCGCAUGGUACAUAGUCUAUUGUGAAAGACCCUGAUGUAGUAAGGUUCCAGCGAAACACAUCCCGGCCUUGUGACAGGCUAAUCUAAUCCAGACGGAAUAACAGAUUAUGCCAUGACAUAAGUCGGGGGCCAAUCAAAUCACGCCUGAAUGAAAUAUUCGGCGCGAAUGAUUGAGCACCUGCAUAAUAGUAUUAUCCUUAUCACGAUUAAUGCUAUACAAGGUUGGAUACUGUUCUUUGCCAGAUGUCUUCCCAGAAACGGAUCUCCGACCGUCCUUCAUCGUAAAGACCCAAACCGAAAGAGAUGACAUGCAUGUAGCUUCUACUGAGAUCACAUCAAGAAAUUCCUUUUAAAGGAACACAAUGCUGCAUUCCAUUAAAGUGCAACGCUAGACAUAUUGCCUGCGCACAGGUUCAGUAGAAACUGAGGUACAUGACCAACCCAAAAAACCUCACACAUACAAAAAAAAUUACAUUGUCAUAUGCAACACACAACGAAGAUUUAAUUUCCUUAAAUAGGACUCCUAGUUUCGAAAGAUCAUAACCUCACACAUACAAAAAAUAUAUGUGGCAACUGUGAUUUUAUAAGCACCUACAAGCUUUAUGAGACCACAUGACAACUUAGUAGAAUAAAAAUGACAAGCACAUCAAAACAUUUUUGGACUGCAUUUAUAACCAUCGACAAUCUUUGCACGAAACGACAUGAAAAAUAUGGAAAUUAAGUUACUUUUAUUGGGCAAGUAAGUGGUUAAUAAUAUAGCAAGUGAGUGGAACAAUGUGGCAAUGACGGAAA